AUGAAUCUUGUCAAGGUAGCAAAAUCACGUCUGCAAAUAAUGAGUGAAAAAGAUUGGGAUGUAUUGCUUGCUGAUGUUUCUAAGUUUUGUAGCAAAUAUGAACUGGAUGUGCUUGACAUGGAAGAUGAGUUUGUAGCUCGAAAAAAAGGAAGACGUAGAGCUGAGAAAAUGAAGUAUCUCCACUAUUAUCGAGUUGAGCUCUUUUGUUCUGUUAUUGACUUGCAAGCUCAAGAGUUGAAUCAACGUUUUGAUGAAGUCAACACAGACUUAGUUUUAUGCAUGUCAUGUUUUGAUCCUAGGGAUUUAUUUUCUGCAUUUGAUUUGGAGAAGCUGCUUCGUCUUGCACGGUAUUAUCCUUCUGAAUUUUCUGAAGUUGCUUUGUCCGAACUUAAAAGUCAACUUGAGAACUUUAUUUUCGAUGUGCGCAUAGAUGAAAAGUUUUCACAAAUAUCAGGAAUCAGUGGUCUUGCUCAAAAGAUGGUUUCUACAAGGAAACAUGAAGUUUUUCCAAUGGUUUAUUCAUUAGUUAAGUUGUCAUUGAUCUUACCAGUUGCCACUGCAUCAGUAGAAAGAGCCUUUUCAGUAAUGAAGAUCAUCAAGACUUCUCUACGUAAUAGCAUGGGAGACCAACUUUUGAAUGAUUGCUUAGUUCCUUACAUCGAAAAGGAUGUGUUUGUUAAAGUUACCAAUGAAACUAUUAUGCAGCGGUUUCAGAAGAUGAAUAAUAGAAGACAAAUGUUAUUAUGUGAUUGCAUUUGA
Molecule: messenger RNA, 759 nt
Organism: Salvia splendens (bonfire salvia)
Lineage: Eukaryota; Viridiplantae; Streptophyta; Magnoliopsida; Lamiales; Lamiaceae
Exons: 1
Coding region: 1-759 (252 amino acids)
Molecular function (GO): protein dimerization activity
Source: RefSeq, a predicted model, not a curated record